Mizuhopecten yessoensis (Yesso scallop) is the source of this 1629-nucleotide messenger RNA. RefSeq lists its product as uncharacterized. Lineage: Eukaryota; Metazoa; Mollusca; Bivalvia; Pectinida; Pectinidae. The transcript has a single exon. Bases 1 to 1629 code for a protein of 542 amino acids. The record is from RefSeq and is a predicted model, not a curated record.
AUGGAAUCAUGGUGCUGUUCUGAUCGGGUCCCCCUGUGUGAUGGUCUAGGUUUUUACUGUACUGAAGACUUAGCAAUCAAAAAUAACAUCUGGGUACAAAAGUUCUUUAUUGUUCUUUAUUUCACAGAAUCGAUCACAGUAGACGCUGCCGACAGAUACAAAAAGUCCCACAGGGUUUUGUUUCCACCAUUCGCCGUGUUUGUGAAUUUCGUAUGCGAUUACGCAUCGAAAGCUAAUGAUCCCAGUUUCGAUUACUCCGCAAAAACAACCGGUAGGACUACAAGUGCUUCCGACAAGGACACAGAAAGAAAACCCGCCGGAAAGGCUCGCUUGGUAAGUGCGUAUAGAACUGAUGUGGAAUCUACGGACAGGCUACCAACUAACGACGUCACUUGUCCCAUACACAACACCGCUCACACAUUGAACGACUGUUACGCAUUUCUGAAAAUGCCUAUUAGCGAAAGGAAACAAAUGAUGAAAGACAAAGGUGCGUGUUUUAAAUGCAGUGAGAUGAAGAGACAUAUCGCUAAAAACUGUAGGUCAGCCGUUACCUGUAAAAAAUGUCAAAGCGUGAAGCAUUGCACAGCAUUGCACGAAAAUCCACCAGAAGUCAUGAAGGAAAAUACUCCAAAAUCUGUGGACAUCGGAAAUGUGAAAACGAUCUGUACUACUCUUAACUGCAACGAGUUCGCUGGAAAGUCUUGCGCGAAAAUCUUGUUACUCAGGGUUUACCCGAAAUCGAACCCUGAGCACGCCCGACGUGUGUAUGCUAUCGUCGAUGACCAAAGUAACCGCUCGCUCGCCAACAGUGAUUUCUUUGACCUUUUUGAGGAAUAUGGACCGGAAUCAGAAUACAUGUUAUCGUCAUGCGCAGGAGUCUUCUCCGCAUCUGGCAGGAGAGCGUUCGGCUACGUCGCAGAAUCUAUCGACGGUCAAGUUUCGUUGGAUAUUCCCAAACUUAUCGAAUGCAACGAAAUACCCAACGGUCGCGAAGAUAUCCCUACACCGGAAAUUGCUAUGCACUACAGUCAUCUACAGGACCUCGUUAAUGAUAUUCCCCCGCUGGACGAAAGCGCUCCUAUAUUGAUGUUGAUUGGAAGGGAUCUCAUCGACGCGCACAGAAUAUUGGACCAGCGACUUGGACCCAGGGGCUGCCCGAUCGCCCAACGACUUGGGCUCGGCUGGGUCAUUGUUGGAGAGAUAUGUAGUAGUAGUGUGUGCAAAACCGAAACUGUGAACGUUAACAGAACAAAGAUUCUAAACACCGGACGCCCUACUCUAUUCGAUGCAUGUACUACUCAUUUUCACGCCGACGAACAACUUUCGUCCGACGACACGCUCUUCAAGCGCACUAGCAACGAUGACGUUCCAGGACUAUCUGUCGACGAUCUAACUUUCCUAGAUAUGAUGGAAGGAACAAUGAAGAAGAACGCCGAUGGAUACUGGGAAGCACCUCUUCCCAUACGAGACGACCGACCCCGACUCCCAGAUAGUCGCGCCGGAGCAAUGAAGCGAGCGCAUUCGUUAACCGUCAACCUCAAAAGGAACCCCACGAAACGAGAACACUUUGUCGCGUUUAUGGCGGAAAUGCUCGACAAAGGCCACGCCGAAUUAGCACCUGCCAUAUAG